AUGGGUGCUUCCGAAUCAGUUCCUACGGGUUCCCAGAACCCGGAAGAUGGGAUCACCACAGUUUCGGAGCGUACACAAGGUGUUGACCCCAUUUUGCAGAGACUUGAGUCACUCCAAAUUAGCAAGCCAAUACUGACCACAGCCCCUGCAGAGGGUACCUUGACUGAUAUACUCGUCCCGAGAUCAGUUUCUUCUUCCACUUCUGGUGUUGUAAAUCCUAAUGUACUACUGGAGCUCUUCUCAAUGUAUCGUGAUUGGCAAGAGGAGAAGGCCCAAAAAAUAAGUAAAAAGCAGGAAGAGAUUGAAAACAAAAUAGAAGUUGUGGAUGCUUUGGCUGUGAAGCUUCUCCAACGUUUCAAUUACUCAGCUUCAUCUAUGAAGACAACAUCUAAUCACCUAUCAGAAGUCCAUGCCUUGCAAGUUGAACUUGGAGAGUUAAAAGGGAGAUUAACUGAGGUGAUUAGCAAUUGUGAUGCAUUGUGCAAGCGGAUUUCUAGUGAGGGUCCAGAAUCGCUGCAAUCUUCUGUCAAGCCAUUAACAGCAGUAGUAGCCUCCACCACCAAUCAGUUAAAGGAGCAAUAA
Striga hermonthica is the source of this 582-nucleotide messenger RNA. The record is from the annotation of a GenBank genome assembly. NCBI's taxonomy places the organism in Eukaryota, Viridiplantae, Streptophyta, Magnoliopsida, Lamiales, Orobanchaceae.